AUGCUUUGGCCCAUGCUGUUAACAAUACAAGCUGCAUGUGCUGGGCUUGCUCGUGGCAUGCAGCACUACCCAGCAGCUUGGGGACAUUAUGACGUGUGUAAGUCGCAGAUUUACACAGAAGAGGGCCUGGCCUGGGACUACAUGGCGUGCCAGCCAGAGGCCAUCGACAUGACAAAGUACCUGCGAGUGGCCCUCGACCCCCCAAACAUCACAUGCGGAGACCCGCCAGAGACGUACUGCGCUUUGGAGAAUCCGUACAUGUGCAACAAUGAAUGUGAUGCCAGCACCGAAGAGCUGGCCCACCCCCCUGAGCUGAUGUUUGACUUUGAAGGUCGUAACCCCACAACAUUCUGGCAGUCCACUUCAUGGAAGAAGUACCCUAAGCCCCUCCAGGUCAACAUCACGCUGUCCUGGAACAAGACCAUCGAGCUGACCGAUGACAUCGUCCUGACCUUCGAGUCAGGCCGGCCGGAGCAGAUGGUCCUGGAGAAAUCGCUGGACUAUGGACGCACCUGGACCCCCUACCAGUUCUAUGCCACCGAUUGCCUGGACGCCUUCACCAUGGAGCCCAAGACAGUCAACGAGCUCACCCAGCGCACCCUGCUGGACAUCAUCUGCACCGAGGACUACUCCCGAGGCUACGUGUGGAAAAAUGACAAGACGGUGCGUUUUGAGAUCAAAGAUCGCUUUGCCCUCUUCGCUGGGCCUCGUCUACACAACAUGGCCUCUCUCUACGGUCAACUGGACACAACCAAGAACCUGAGGGACUUCUUUACCAUCACCGAUUUGAGGAUUAGGCUGCUGAAGCCGGCCACUGGAGCCACAAUGGUGGAUGAGAAUAACCUGUCCAGAUACUUCUAUGCUAUCUCCGACAUCAAGGUGCAGGGCAGAUGCAAGUGUAACCUGCACGCCAACAGCUGCGUGUUUGACAAAGGGAAGCUGGGCUGUGAGUGCGAGCACAACACCACAGGACCAGACUGCGGCCGCUGUAAGAGGCACUACCACGGACGGGCCUGGAGUGUGGGCUCCUACCUCCCCAUCCCUAAAGGAACGGCAAAUAUAUGUAUCCCCAGUAAUCACGGACCAGCGCAUCGAGCAAAUGCUUCAUCUCUUGGUGUUGCAAAUCGUAACCAAGCUCGGGUGUGCGACAACGCAAUGCUGCGCUGUCAGAACGGCGGCACAUGCCAUCACCACCAGCGGUGCCACUGCUCCCCAGGCUUCACCGGCGUCCUGUGUGAGCGCGUGCAGUGCCAGGGCCCCGGGGAGUGCGAGGACCAACUGGCCGGACACGCCGCCCUCCUCCGCCCCCUCUUCCUCGGCCCUCGAGGAGCUCUCCCUUUCCCGCUGCUGCUCCUUCCUCCGCUGGUGGUUUCCCUCUGCUGA
Messenger RNA from Lampris incognitus (smalleye Pacific opah), 1383 nucleotides. RefSeq names its product netrin-G1-like. The coding region runs from base 1 to 1383 and encodes 460 amino acids. The transcript has 6 exons. Gene Ontology annotation, molecular function: cell-cell adhesion mediator activity. The record is from RefSeq and is a predicted model, not a curated record. Lineage: Eukaryota; Metazoa; Chordata; Actinopteri; Lampriformes; Lampridae.